Molecule: messenger RNA, 978 nt
Organism: Zygotorulaspora mrakii
Lineage: Eukaryota; Fungi; Ascomycota; Saccharomycetes; Saccharomycetales; Saccharomycetaceae
Gene: TFB4
Product: TFIIH/NER complex subunit TFB4
Exons: 1
Coding region: 1-978 (325 amino acids)
Biological process (GO): regulation of DNA-templated transcription; nucleotide-excision repair
Cellular component (GO): transcription factor TFIIH core complex; transcription factor TFIIH holo complex
Source: RefSeq, a predicted model, not a curated record
AUGGACGCUAUUUCUGAUCCAACAUUCCGUACUUCUAAAACAAGGCCGCAGUAUGCGGAGGAAACGCCGUCUUUAUUGGUUCUUGUCAUCGACACAGCGCCUAAAUUGUGGGCAGAGCUAGACGGCAAGGAUGGCAACAUGAUAACGGUACUGCAAUCCAUCAUAGUCUUCCUGAACGCACAUUUAGCCUUCAACAAUUCAAAUCGAGUGGCUGUUAUUGCUGCACAUUCACAAGGCAUCAAAUAUCUCUAUCCAAAAAGUGUCUCAAGACAAUACUCUGAGCAAUCUUAUGGGCAUGCAUCUUUUUCAACUAAGGAUCUCUCAAUCAUCAGCAAUGACAUGUAUAGACAGUUCAGAAAUGUUGAUGAGACUUUAGUUGAAGAGUUGUAUAAGCUGUUUCAAGAAGAGAAAAAUCAGGUAGACAAGAUUACACAAAAAAGCACACUGGCUGGCGGAAUGUCUGCCGGACUCACAUAUACCAACAGGCUUUCAAGAGAGCUUUCAUCAAUUUCACUCAAGUCGCGCCUUUUAGUUUUAACUUGCGGCAGUGGUGGUGGAAGAGAUGAAAUUUUCCAAUACAUUCCAAUCAUGAAUUGUAUUUUUUCUGCAACUAAGUUAAAAUGUCCCAUCGAUGUUGUUAAGAUUGGGGGGAGACGAGAUAGUACAUUUUUGCAACAAACUACUGAUGCUACUCAAGGAGUUUACCUGCAUGUUGAAUCCACCGAUGGCCUUAUACAAUACCUUUCUACUGCUAUGUUCAUUGACCCAUCGCUGAGACAGAUUAUAGUGAAACCAAACCAAGGAUCAGUCGACUUUAGAACAUCAUGUUACCUGACUGGUAAAGUUGUAGCAGUGGGUUAUAUUUGCUCUGUCUGCUUAUGUGUUUUAUCAAUAAUUCCCCCGAGUAACAGGUGUCCUGCCUGCGAUUCGGAAUUUGAUGAGCGAGUCAUUGCUAAAUUAAAGAAGAGUAGGGAGUGA